This is a messenger RNA of Pseudogymnoascus destructans, 3154 nucleotides long. RefSeq lists its product as uncharacterized. Gene Ontology annotation, biological process: protein phosphorylation. Lineage: Eukaryota; Fungi; Ascomycota; Leotiomycetes; Thelebolales; Thelebolaceae. The transcript is spliced from 4 exons. The record is from RefSeq and is a predicted model, not a curated record. Gene Ontology annotation, molecular function: ATP binding; protein kinase activity. The coding region runs from base 213 to 2837 and encodes 874 amino acids.
GGCUAUCAAGGCGGCGGGAUAUACUAAAAUCCGCCAACUCAUUGCUCAUCUUCCCAUCUUGAGCGCCAUAACCAGCUUUUCGAGCAGUCGAGUAACACACCAGGUGGCUCUUUUUGUUCGUUAGUGAUGGCAAAGCUCCUUUUAUCGCAUUCAGCGCGCAAUACUUCAUAGGAGCCAGCCGUAUCUACAUUUUGAAUCUCUCCGAGCCGCUGAUGGAUCGUCUCCAGUUGCGACCGGUCGAGACGAGCUCGGUCAAGGCCAGGGCCUUGGAAGAUGCUCAGCAGAUGCAACUGAGUGUCGAUGAGUCUGCUAAGAAGGCUGGAAAAGCCCCGCCAAAGUAUGUUCUGACUGAGCUCAUCGGCAAAGGUAGCUUUGGUCGUGUGUAUAAAGGCAAAGAUACAACCACUGCAACAAUUGUCGCUGUGAAGAUCAUUGACCUAGAUGAGAGCGAUACCGUCAAUCCUCGCAGUGCAGACUCAUACAGCGAAUUCUUGAAAGAGAUCGGUGCCCUAAAACUGUUGAGCGAGAACAAAGCGCGGAACAUCAAUCAUAUCAUUGAUUCAUUGUUGGUUGACCAGACCAUGUGGAUGGUAACGGAGUAUUGUGGAGGUGGAAGUGUUGCGACGCUAAUGAAGCCUACACCGAGGGGCCUACAAGAGAAAUGGAUCGUGCCAAUACUUCGAGAAGUUGCGGAAGCUCUCGGAUGGGUCCAUCGGGCAGGUAUCAUUCAUAGGGACGUCAAAUGCGCAAAUGUUCUUGUUACGGAAGAAGGAGGCGUACAACUCUGUGACUUUGGCGUUGCAGGUAUUGUUGAGACUGCAGCAGAUAAGAGAUCGACGUUUAUAGGAACCCCACAUUGGAUGGCGCCCGAAUUAUUUGUUUCAACGCGAAGCUAUGGCAAAGAGGUAGACAUUUGGGCGUUCGGAUCUAUGGUGUACGAGAUGGCCACGGGACUUCCUCCAAACGCUGCCAACGGUAUCUCAUACGAAAAUUUAGGGAAUCGUUUGAAGACUAGUAUCCCAAGACUUGAAGAUGGAGACUACUCGACACAACUGCGAAACCUGGUUGCCAUUUGCCUUGAGGAGCUUCCAGAUUCUCGUCCAACGAUAGGCCAGAUUCAACAGCACCCUUACAUACACGGCACCGGCUUGAAGUAUCCUACUUCCACACUUUCACAACUAGUUCGAGCAUUUAGGUUGUGGGAACAACACGGCGGCAGUAGAAAGUCUCUUUUUAUGCUCGGUGGCGCUCCAGGAUCGUCAGAAAUUUUAUCGCCCCAAGCUGAUAACGAAUGGAAUUUUAGUACUACUGUUGCGUUCGAUCAAGAGGUUUCGAGAGAAUCUAUCUCUCAAGAUAUUUAUGAGGCAUAUAAUAUGCAAGUGGAGCUUGAUGCCAGUCUUACCCAAGACACUACUCGUCCAAGUCAGCGUCAGAAAGGCUCUAGACGUCGCCCUCCCCCCGAAGUUUUCGACUUACAGGACGUCAUAAAUGUUUAUGGCAGUUCUGUUGAUCUCAGCACUGAGUUCGCAGAAAAGACUUCUAAACCCUCCCGCCAGCAACAAGCAAGAGAACGUGGCAGACGCCGCCCACCGCCAGAGUCAUUGAACCCAAUCAAGGCGCCCCUUGAAAAACUGUUCGAUCCUAAUACAAUCUCCAACUACGAGGAUAACUCAAGGAUACAUUAUGGGCGAGAUUUUGUAAUGCCAGUCUCUGACCUUCCACUGAGAGAAAGGGACGACACGGCUCAGAUAUCUAUCAGAGACACGAUGAUCGAUUUGGGCGGGCAUGACAUUGAAACUGGGCUAUCGAAUUUCCCAGAUCUUACCAUCCGACCUGACCGAGAAAUUCACGCCAGUGAUACUGAUGUCACCGAUGACAUCGAAUACAGCUACGACGAUAAUACUAUGCACGGGUUUGGAAGACCACUGUUAUCAGAUUCAGCUGACAACCCGAACCGUCGCACCCGAGAUUGGAAAUUUCCAUCCGCUCCAGCAGCCUCCUCAGACGUGGAAACAAGCCGCUUUCCAAACACCGCAGCUCCAGCCCGCCCCCCUGUCACGCUUGGAUCCGGUGGUCGUCCGAAACUAGUGCACCACCCCACAGAACCGCUCGGCGUCGGAUUUAACAACUUUAUGGCGUCUGCACCCACUUCCCCGAGACAAUCCAUUCGAGAGUCUCUGAUAGACCUUGAUUUCGGUCUUCCGGAUUCUGCACCGGAGUACGUUCCAGACUACGCUCCAGACUACGCUCCAGAACCAUCUAGACCAUCUACCGCUGAUUCUACAACAAGCAACGAAUUUGUUUCAGGCAAUCCUUUCGAUUUGGAACGCCAUGCGUCGACUAGUUUCCGCAAUGCACCAAGAGAGCCUUCCCUUUAUCUUCCAGGAGAUUCGGGCUUUGCAGGCCAUUUCCGUGCCCGAAGUAAUCUGCAAGAUGUGGCAGAUAUAUCCGACUUCUCAGGCUCAGAUGCCGGGCAAUAUGGCCCACGAAACGGCCACGAAUAUGGCCAGAGAUCCCAACAGAUGUUCGACUACUCUGACGCGGAUUAUUCACAGUCUUCGAUGAUGGAAAAGCCUUUCAACCCGCCCCAAUCAGCUCCAUCCUGGAAUACAUCUCAGGGCGUAGUUUACGGCAUGGAUCGAUUUCCAUCGCUGCCAAUUCCGCCUUCUAUGGGGGCACUAGCAGGAACAUCAUCAUGCGAAGAGAUGGCGGGCGAGCUCCAACGUCUUCUUGGCGGCCUGACCACACAGCUGGAGGCUUACCGAGAUGUUGCCGAAUCUCUCCCUCCAGGCCAAAACGCACCCAGUCAGCGCGAAAAACCCACUCGGAUGGAAUGAGAUGCGCGCUGCAUGGUUGUUUUAUAUGGAUUUUCAAAGAGACCCAAGUACGAUGUUACCAAACCGAUACCACGGAUGAAUUGUAAUUUUUUGUCAGCAUUGAAGGGAACUUCUACGAAACGAAAUCGGCACUUUAUGUACGUUGGGUCGAUAAUGAGUGUAUACAUGAACCAAGUGGGUUUAAGGCGGCUAUAAUCUUUGUUGAUUGAUUAAGGCCUGCCUUUGGUUUUUGUCUCAUAAGACUUGACUUGAAAACUUGAGCGGUUCAAUAGAUAGCGACUCCACACCCGAGUCCAAUGAAACUUUUAUUUUACCUU